Macrosiphum euphorbiae (potato aphid) is the source of this 786-nucleotide messenger RNA. The record is from the annotation of a GenBank genome assembly. Lineage: Eukaryota; Metazoa; Arthropoda; Insecta; Hemiptera; Aphididae.
AUGGUUAAGUCACUAUUCAUAAUCUUUGUGAGCUUCAUUUUUUCAAUGAGCAUUUCAUUCGGUGAAGAUGUGUGCAGUAACUACGAAGAUAAGGAUUGCGUUCAUCCAAAUAUACUUAAAAAUGGUCACUUCAUUAACCAAUGGUGUGUUAAUUUGCCCGGAAUGACCAAGAACGAAGCUAGAAAACUGUUAGAAGAUAAUGGCUUUGACUAUUUAGGAAAGAUAAUGGACGGGGUCGACUUGCAUCUUGUGACAAAAAAAGGUACACAAGAAAAACACGCCUUGCCCAAUGAAAGAAUAAUAGAAUUACUUAAGAAACACGAAAAAGUGCAUUCGGUCGCACAAAAGCACGUGCUCGAAAACUCGCAGGAUGAGGUGACAAAUAUAAUUAACGAGGAUAAUGUUCGUUUCGAGUCAGUGGAUCCCAACACGAUCGUCCUGAAUGACGGAUGGAAUAACUUGGAAAGAAUAGCUGCUUUCGAGGCAGCCGAAGCCGCAAUCGCUGCAGCUGCGUCUGAUAAAACUAAACCAGCAGACACUAACGAACCGAUUGAAGCUGAUGGCAGCGACGAUGGUGGUCGCAAAAAGAAACAACGCCAAAAAAAACACGACGCCGUGUCUAGUUCAGAUAUUGAAUCUCCGUCCGAGGUGUCGGAUCAUGAGGGUUCAUUGGAAUUAGACUUAUCAAACGAAGGAUCAGCAGACGUGGAGACGUCGGAUGAGGAGUUGUCGGGCGAGGAUACCGUGGAAGAGGUGUCGUCGGAAGAAACAGGACUCGAUGAAUAA